AUGGAAAUUGCCUGGGACGAUAUCGAAGUUGAAGCAGAAAAAGAUCAGAAACAGACUCUGGUCCGAAAAGCGAUAAAAACCAAUCAAUGGAAUGAAACUCUGAAAAGAUAUGAAUCAGAGGCACGGAACUUGAGAGUACUUGGAGCUCAUAUCUUUAUAAACAAUCGAGUAAUUUUAACUUAUACUCUUCGCGAUAGAGCACUAACUUCGGCUCACCAUGGGCACAUGGGUGCAGUUUCUAUGAAAAAGAUUUUAAAAAACUACUUCUGGUGGCCAGGAAUGUCCAAGCAAGUGGAAAAUUUUGUUAAAGGUUGUGAAACUUGCUUUCGUCUGUCCAAGAAAAAUCCACCUAUUCCCCUGACUAAUCGGGAGCUGCCAGAGGGGCCGUGGGAAAUCCUUCAAAUCGAUUUUUUCACAUUCAAAGGUUGUGGCUCUGGAAAAUUCCUGGUGGUCGUAGAUACGUAUUCACGAUAUCUACACGUUGUUGAGAUGAAAAACACUGACGCAGAGCACACAAAUGCUGCACUGAACCAAAUUUUUCAGACCUGGGGAUAUCCUAUGGCAAUUCACAGCGACAAUGGCCCUCCCUUUCAAAACGAAAAGUUUGUGAAGACAUGGGAAGACAGAGGUGUGAGAAUAAGAAAAGCAAUACCAUUAAGCGCGCAAUCGAAUGGAGCUGUAGAGCGCCAAAAUAAAGGGUUAAAAGAUGUCAUGACGGCUGCUAAAUUGGACAACGUUAAUUGGAAAAUGGCUUUGGAACAGUAUUUGCAUAUGCAUAAUAAAGUGAGACCACUGUCGAGACUUGGUGUAACGCCAUUUGAAUUGCUUGUUGGCUGGAGAUUCAGGGGAACGUUCCCGUUUCUAUGGGGAACGCUACCAGUAAACCAAAUGGAUAGAAUGGAUAUACGCGAAAAAGAUAAUCUAACUAAACUGGAUAGUAAGCAGUAUGCCGAUGGGGUCAGAGGAGCAAAAAGUUCAGAGAUUGCGGUUGGAGAUAAGGUACUCUUGGCUAAUCAUCAUACAAAACAGAAAGGAGAACCAAUCUUUUCAGGAGAACGUUAUACCGUACUUACCAGAGACGGUGCAAAAGUUGUGGUUCAAAGUGACAGAGGUGUGCAAUAUUCAAGAAACGUACAGGAUGUUAAGAAGAUUCCAAUCAUGCUGCGCGAAAAUAAGAAUGCAGAACAAUCAUUUCGUGAUGAAUUUUCGUCGGAGAUUCGACUUCCAGAUUUUGAUGAAGAUGUUCCAACAGAAAAUCAAACCGAACAAGAGAGACCCAAACGACUAAGAAAAAAACCCUCCCGCUUCAAUGAUAUGGUUUUGUUAUGUGUAUUUGAUUAG
This is a messenger RNA of Wyeomyia smithii (pitcher-plant mosquito), 1341 nucleotides long. RefSeq lists its product as uncharacterized. Gene Ontology annotation, molecular function: nucleic acid binding. NCBI's taxonomy places the organism in Eukaryota, Metazoa, Arthropoda, Insecta, Diptera, Culicidae. The record is from RefSeq and is a predicted model, not a curated record. The transcript has a single exon. Gene Ontology annotation, biological process: DNA integration. Bases 1 to 1341 code for a protein of 446 amino acids.